Messenger RNA from Saprolegnia diclina VS20, 722 nucleotides. RefSeq lists its product as hypothetical. NCBI's taxonomy places the organism in Eukaryota, Oomycota, Saprolegniomycetes, Saprolegniales, Saprolegniaceae. The transcript has a single exon. The record is from RefSeq and is a predicted model, not a curated record. The coding region runs from base 31 to 624 and encodes 197 amino acids.
CACACGCAGAUCGUGUUAGACCGAGUGGCCAUGAACAGCGACGACGACGACGACGAGGUCGAGCUCCAGCCGCGCGCGCCGCCCAUGCAGUGGCCCGCGCCCAAGCGCCCGUCGAGACAACAGCCGCCCGUGCGUCUCGACCAUGCCUUCCUGAACCCGAAUAAGGCCGUGCAGAUGGCCCACAGCACGGCGCCGGCACCGGUCGUCGCCACUGCCAUGCACUCGACGCGACGCCUCGAAGCACAGAUCCUUAGCGUGCAAGCACAGCGCUGGGAUGAGAGGGCCAUCGAGCUGAACGACGACGAGCGGAGAGAGCUCGUGGCGCAGGCCGCGCCGGCCAAGGGUCCCUGGCGCUACGACUACGAUGCCCUCGUCGACGUCGACGCGCCACCGCCCGUCAAGCCACGAAAAGUCAAGAAACAAAUCGACGACAAGUGGAAACAGUCGUUGGCUGUAGUGCCACCUCGCGAGCUGCCGGCCAACAUUGACUUUCAGAUUGAGGAUCGCAUUCGAGCAUCGGCGAUGCACAGCUUUGGCGCACCGUUUGAUGCGCAGCGACACAUGUCGGAGGCCCCGUCAACCUCAGCGCCGCUCAACCUUUUCCUUGGCUUCAAUGUACAUUGAACGUUAACUCCACCGACAAAGUAGAGUCCUUGCUUCAACACCAACUACACCACUAGUGUUCACCCAAACAUGCAUAACAAAUAUAUUCAACCUAAUGA